Molecule: messenger RNA, 3625 nt
Organism: Elaeis guineensis (African oil palm)
Lineage: Eukaryota; Viridiplantae; Streptophyta; Magnoliopsida; Arecales; Arecaceae
Source: RefSeq, a predicted model, not a curated record
UGCUCCCGUCCUCGUUGCUCCCCCACCCUCCUCCACUUAUCCCCAAAUCUCCCACCCCAAAGGACCGGCCAAGGGUAAUUGCAGGUCGUUUUCUUCUAAGCCAUUCUUCUCAUUGAAGGCCAGAAAUAAAAAUCCCUUUCCUCCACCUCAUCAGUCGCUCCCACUUCUCCACUCCAGUUCCAAGCUCGGUGUGACCGCAAAGCGCGUGGGAAGCCAUGAGAGAGAAUCUCGCGUUCUUCCUUCUCUUCUCCCUCCUCUCUCUCGAUGUCUUUUUCGCGGUCGGAUCGGCAUCGCCAACGCUCGCCAAAUCGGAAGUGAAUGCGCUCCGGCGAAUCGCGGAGAAACUGGGGAAGACGAACUGGGAUUUCGGCGUCGAUCCCUGCAGCGGCGAAGGGAACAGGAGCGUGCCGGAUGCGACGAAGGUUUCCGAGAUGGACGUCUUCUGCGAUUGCUCCUCAAAUAAAUCUGGAUGCCACAUCAUAAGCUUGUCUCUAAAAGGGCAGAACCUUUCAGGCGUGCUUCCCCCGGAAUUCGGCUUGCUUCGUCACCUCCAGCAGCUGGAUCUGAGCCGCAACGUCUUCAACGGCAGCAUCCCAGAGCAAUGGGCCGGCAUGCGGCUGCAAGGCCUGUCUUUAAUGGGGAACCGCUUGUCUGGGCCAUUCCCCAUAGUUCUGACAAAGAUAACCACCUUAACCAAUCUGAGCGUCGAAGGGAAUCGCUUCACCGGUUCUCUGCCUCCUGAGCUUGGACGCCUUGUUAACAUGGAGAAACUUAUUGUAUCCUCCAACGAGUUCACCGGGGUGCUGCCCAAGGCUCUUGCAGAGUUGACCAAUUUGACUGAUCUAAGGAUUUCUGACAACAACUUCUCUGGCAAGAUACCUGAAUAUAUAACAAACUUGACCAGACUGGAAAAACUAGUUAUAUACAUACUAUGCAGGCAGAUUGGGGGAUGCUCUCUAGAGGGGCCCAUUCCUUCUGGCAUUUCUAAUUUAACCAGUAUGACUGAUUUGAGGAUUAGUGACCUGAGUGGAAAUGGAUCAACCUUUCCAAACUUGAGUCAAAUGGAAAGUUUAAAGACAUUGAUACUGAGGAAUUGCUCCAUUCAUGGAGAUAUCCCUGCUUAUAUUGGAUCUAUGAGGAUGCUGAAGCACUUAGAUCUCAGCUUUAAUAAGUUGACAGGAGAAAUUCCAAGUUCCCUCGCUUCCCUGGUUAACGUAGAUUUCAUAUAUCUUACUGCAAACACGCUUACUGGAACCAUACCAGGAUGGAUCUUGAAAAGAAACAAGAAUGUGGAUAUUUCUUACAAUUACUUCAUGGUGGGAAGCUCAGGCCCUACUCAAUGUCUUGACGGGAGUGUUAACACAGCAGAGUGCUACUCACCAGCAGCAGACAACAUUAGUACAGUAAAUUCAUGCCUAAAGAGGAAUUUCCCCUGCAGUGCUUCCAACAAACAAUAUCAGCACUCCUUGCACAUCAAUUGUGGAGGUCAAGAAACAAUUAUCAAGAGGACCAAGUAUGAAGCAGAUACAGAGGAAAGAGGUGCUUCAACGUUUUACUUAGGUCCAAACUGGGCAUUUAGCAGCACAGGGGACUUCAUGGACAAUGAUGCGAAUGCGGACAAUUAUAUUGCUACAAACACAUCUAUACUCACCAUGCUCCAUCCAGAACUUUAUACAAAAGCACGCCUUUCUCCUGUUUCACUUACCUAUUAUGGCCUGUGUAUGAUGAAUGGAAGUUACACUGUGAAACUCCACUUUGCAGAAAUAGUUUUCACAAAUGACAAUACAUUUAGCAGCCUUGGGAAGCGCUUAUUUAAUGUUUUCAUUCAGGGAAAGAUGGUAUUGCUGGAUUUCAACAUUGAAGAUGCAGCUGGUGGACCUGGAAAACCAGUUAUAAAGACUUUUAUAACAAAUGUCACACACAACACCUUAAAGAUACAACUCUACUGGGCUGGAAAGGGGACGACAGGCAUUCCAACUAGAGGAAUGUAUGGUCCUCUGAUAUCAGCUAUCUCGGUGACACCUAAUUUUGAUAUUCGCAUAGAUGUCGGAUCUCCUAGCAGUAAUAGAAUACAUACUAUCAUUGUGGUUGUGGUCAUGGUUUUGGGGAUUUUCUUGGUUCUGUUUGCUCUAGGCAUUUGGAGGAAAAGGAGGUUAUGGCUUAAUUCCAUGUACAAAGGUAUUGAAGAUCUAAGAGGCCUUGACCUACAAACUGGAUCCUUCACCUUGCGACAAAUUAAAGCAGCAACCAAGAACUUUGAUGCUGAGAACUUGAUCGGGGAAGGCGGAUUUGGUUCAGUUUACAAGGGUCUGCUAUCAGAUGGAACUGUAAUUGCUGUGAAGCAGCUUUCGUCUAGAUCUAGACAAGGAACUCGUGAAUUUGUGAAUGAAAUUGGCAUGAUUUCUGCAUCACAACAUCCUAAUCUUGUGAAGCUUUAUGGAUGUUGUACUGAAGGAAACCAAUUAUUGCUUAUUUAUGAGUACAUGGAAAACAAUUGUCUUGCACGUGCCUUAUUUAGUAAAAAACCAGAGUGCAGAUUGAAAUUGGAUUGGCCAACAAGACAAAAGAUUUGCCUUGGCAUAGCUCGAGGCCUGGCCUAUCUUCAUGAGGAGUCCAGAUUGAAGAUUGUUCACCGAGAUAUCAAGGCCAGCAAUGUACUGCUUGAUAGAGAUCUCAAUGCGAAGAUUUCUGAUUUUGGUUUAGCAAAACUCUAUGAAGAGGAGAAUACCCACAUAAGCACUCGAGUGGCUGGAACUAUAGGUUACAUGGCUCCUGAAUAUGCAAUGCGAGGUUAUCUAACCAGUAAAGCAGAUGUUUACAGCUUUGGAGUAGUUGCUUUAGAAAUUGUUAGUGGAAAGAGCAACACUAAUUAUAAGCCACAAGAAGAAUUUGUCUAUCUUCUUGACUGGGCACAAGUUCUACAGGAGAGGGGGUCCCUUUUGGAAUUGGUAGAUCCAGACCUUGGAUCAGAGUAUUCUAAGGAAGAGGCAAUGGUGAUGCUGAAUGUGGCUCUCUUGUGCACUAAUGCAUCGCCCACGCUGAGACCUACGAUGUCAAAAGUGGUUAGUUUGCUCGAAGGACAAGCUCCUCUCCAGCCUCUACUUUCAAACCUGAGCAUCUCAGCAAAUGGUACGAGCUCUAGCGGAGUGAGAAGAAACUUUUGGCAGAACCCAUCUGAGAACCAGGCAAUGUCAGUUGAUGCAUCAGAUAUUGAUUUAUCUGAAUCAGCACCCAGUAAUGAUGGAAGCCUGCAACUUCUAAGAAGACGCAUAUAGGUCUAAUAAACAGUUAUUUGUUUAGGACGAUCCAGCAUCUAAAAACUCAUGCCUUGCGUCCUAAAUCCUGACUACUGUUUAGAUGAGAAGCCAAAGAGAAUGAAGCAGAAAAGCUAGAGCACAAUCGCUGCAUCCAGAGGAUAUUAGACAGCAUCGAAUGACUGCAUCAGUGCUGCUCGCAUUUAAGCAUGGCAACUCAAUGCUUGUAAAAUAUUAACCAUUAGUUUUAAGUGAAAAUUUUCAUAUUGGUGAAGCCUAAAGUCCUUACAAUGGCUUGAACUUGGUAAACUUGCAAAGAAAAGCUGAGAAUAAAACUAGAAGCAGCCGUUAAGGUGUGUCAAACUUGAAAA